Melanotaenia boesemani (Boeseman's rainbowfish) is the source of this 2640-nucleotide messenger RNA. RefSeq names its product V-set and immunoglobulin domain containing 10 like (gene vsig10l). The transcript is spliced from 12 exons. NCBI's taxonomy places the organism in Eukaryota, Metazoa, Chordata, Actinopteri, Atheriniformes, Melanotaeniidae. Gene Ontology annotation, molecular function: protein binding. The record is from RefSeq and is a predicted model, not a curated record. Bases 162 to 2264 code for a protein of 700 amino acids.
CCCGCUCAGUUGCGUUUCUGCUCGCGCACGCGGGCAGGCACAGAGACACCAAGGACGUUCUCCCCGCUUGUGGCUUGAUCUAAUCAGACAUAUUAGGUUAUUUUAAAUUUAUUAUUAUUUUUUUUACGGAGCACCUGAAGUCGCGCGUCUCUUCUGCCGAAAUGAGGCUGCUGUGGGAACAUAACAGAUUAAAGUCGGUUUUUCUGGCCAUUUUGUUUAGUUUUACAUUUCAAGGUGCCCACUUUAACCUGGUGGUUUCUCCAUCUGGCACCUCUGUUGUGAAUGCAUUGGCUGGCAGCAAUGUGACUCUGGGUGUGACUAUCAGUGGUGCUACUGAUCCAGCGGUUGCCUGGUUCAAGGGAAAAUUAUCAGUUGGCACAUGGACUAUAAACAGCAUCUUUCCUCCAGACAUAGCCACCAGCUACAAGGAUGUGCUCAGGAUUGAGAAAGAUGGAUCCCUUACCUUUAUAAAUGUGCCACUUUACUUUACUAGUGACUAUACUGUUGAAAUGACAAAGUCUGGAUUAGAGAAAGCCUCAACUACUUUCACUCUGAAAAUAUUUGAAAUCAUCCAGAAUCUGACUCUGAGCACUCAACCGGAUUUAGUCAAAGAAGGAUCCAACCAAUUCAGCUUAAACUACAGCAUGCUGCAAGGAGUGGUCGAGCAGCAGAUUUGGUAUUUUAAUGAUAUAGAAUUAAAAAACAGUUUGCAUUAUUUGAUGGAAGAAAAGGGCCUUGUGAUUCUCAAACCAAAAAGAAGUGACACAGGACGGUAUGCAGUCUCACUGAGGAACCCUUUCAGCAGAGUGACGGCUCAUAUUGACGUGACUGUGCUCUAUGGACCAGAUGAGCCCAUUGUUGAGGCGCAUCCACCUCAACCUUUCUAUGUGGUAAAAGACUCCCUGAGCCUCUCUUGCCAGGCUGCGGGAGCUCCACAGCCCACUUCUAAAUGGGUUUAUGGUGGGGAAGUCCUUUCAGAUACCCUUGAAGGAACCCUAAAUCUAACAGAUCUAAAGAUCAGUCAAGGAGGUGUAUAUACAUGCACUCUGCUCAACGCAGUGACUAAAGAAAAACGUGAAAAGAGUGUGACUAUAAAUGUUUAUGAGCGGCCAUUAGGCAGCCCGGUGUGCUCUGUGCUGUCAGUAAAUAAUGCUGACUUGAAGUAUCAGUGUGGGUGGAUAGGAGGAACACCGCAUGCCCAGCUGUCGUUCCCAGCACUAAAAAACACCAGCAGUGGAGCAGAAAACUUCAGCCUGACUGUCCCUGCUUCUAAUGACCUAAACAAGAAAACUUUCAUCUGCAUUGCAGACCACCCAGUCGAACAGAAUAAGUGCAAUGUAACUGCAAGUAGUCCAUUAAAGUUCCUUCCAGCUAUGAGAACCACAGUGGAUACUAAUGGCAAAAUAGUGGUCACUAUCCAGUGUAUCAGUGACGUCUCCCCGCAGGCUGUUGUGUCAUGGUCCAGAGGCAGUGAAACUGUCACCAAUGGGACAACAUACCAGAUCAGCAAUGACACCACCCAGCUGAAGAUUAGUGGUUACAAUAUCAGCAACUUUACCCUUCAAAACUACUCCUGCACAUGUCGCAACCUGCUGGGAAGCCAGAGAAGAGAAAUUCAACUACAAGGGCCAUCAAUCUCAGAUUCCAGUUUGUUCCCUAAUCAAGAUGGAACCAUCAUCACUCUGACCUGGGAGGUCCCACCUAUGUCUGUUGUUACAGGGUUCGACAUCCAAAUGACAGGACCAGAUCUCCUGAGUACAAAUGGUCGUACCAUCCACAUAAAAGGCAGCCCAAAUGUAUACCGCACCAUUCAGCAGAAACCUGGUUCUGCCAGGAGCGCAGACAUCUUCCGACUUGAUCCCAACUUGACUUACCGGUUUCGGAUCAUCCCCAAAGCUCGUAUGACUGAAGGAGAGCCAUCUGUGGUUCAUAGAAUUGGUUCAGGUGAUGGACUGAGUGGACCUGCCAUUGCUGGUAUUGCAGCUGGAAUUCCAUGCGUUCUCUUCCUGCUGCUCCUGCUGGGUGGCCUCAUCUACCUCACUGCACACUGCAAAAAGAACAAAAGUCAUCAGACAAGAUAUCCAGUCCCCAGAACUAUUGAGAAGGCAAGAACAUCCCAGCCAGAUAUCACUCCACGUAACCUGCUUCCAGCAGGCUUGAAGUCUCUUCCUGACUACAGAUUGCAGCAGGCUUCCUCUGAAAAGUCUGUUACUCCACCCACAUUUGUACCACCACCACCUGUUAGAGUUGCAACAACAGUCUAAAGUCAACAUUUUAGUUUAAUGUUGUAUAUAUUUUGUAUACCAGCUAUAUAUAUAUAUAUAUAUAUAUAUAUAUAUAUUAUGAUUUUAUAUAUAUAUUAUGAUUUUAUUUGAAAAUGCUCUAUGUUUGUAUUUUGACUAAGAUAAUCUGCAAUCAAUGUUUGUGAAAUUGACUAUUUUUCAAUUGUUUAAUCAUAAAACUAAAUAUUUAUUCAUAUCAAAUGAAUGUAAGACAUGCAUGUAAAUGUAUUUAAUUAAGCACUAACAAAUUUGUUUCAACUUGUUCGGUAUUUUAUCAUAAAAAUGUCAGCAUACUGCUGAUUUCAAAUAAUAUAUUACAUAAAAUAAUUAAAAUAAAUAUAUUUAAUUGUUGUAGCUA